Messenger RNA from Colletotrichum lupini, 714 nucleotides. RefSeq lists its product as uncharacterized. Gene Ontology annotation, cellular component: RNA polymerase I upstream activating factor complex. NCBI's taxonomy places the organism in Eukaryota, Fungi, Ascomycota, Sordariomycetes, Glomerellales, Glomerellaceae. Bases 1 to 714 code for a protein of 237 amino acids. The transcript has 2 exons. The record is from RefSeq and is a predicted model, not a curated record. Gene Ontology annotation, molecular function: RNA polymerase I cis-regulatory region sequence-specific DNA binding. Gene Ontology annotation, biological process: nucleolar large rRNA transcription by RNA polymerase I.
AUGGAAGAACAACUGGCAGAUCAGCGCUCAGACAUGUACGACCAGUCUGAUGCACAUGGCCCUGAGCUUGUUCAACGUCCACCAGAAGAAGCUAAGCGGUCGCAAAGACAUGCCAGCGUCUACGAUGCUGUUGCAGAUGAGAAGACGCCUCACGCCAGCUCCAAACCGCCCAGGCUGACUAGACAUCCCAUCAACGCUUCCGCGUUAGCCCCGGAGGAGGUUCUGUUCCGUCGCAAGUCAGCACCCGAGCGCUUUGCCGAGUUCGAUGUCUACAUGGCACAUGACCGGAACCUCACAGACGGUGGUCGCACAUCCCUGCCGGAUUCUGAUCUUCUCAAAUCCGUACACACCUAUGCGAGCUACUUUUAUUCUGCCCUUGGCGGCCCAAAGCGCAAUCUUUCGUACCAAGUUGGCGCUCGCAAUAUUGACGAGAGAAGUAUGGAUGAGUCGGCCUUAAUCGCCUUGGGCAUUUUGCUCGAAGAGGCUGGCAGAGACGUCUUAGGAAGCAAAGGAGACAUGGUCUUCACCGAGGGCCUCCAACUACCCGAGGACAGCAACCCGACGUAUCAAGAACCACGCGCCGCGACCAACACGCCAACUUAUCCUGUGCUCGGACACGUGAGCCGGGAGACAGCCCAUGUCGGUUUCGCUGACGUUGGGUCCUGGAAAAGGGCAACCAAACGACAAAAACUGAGCGAUCCCGAUAAUGCCUAG